Capsicum annuum is the source of this 2273-nucleotide messenger RNA. RefSeq lists its product as uncharacterized. The record is from RefSeq and is a predicted model, not a curated record. Lineage: Eukaryota; Viridiplantae; Streptophyta; Magnoliopsida; Solanales; Solanaceae. The transcript is spliced from 4 exons. Bases 102 to 1100 code for a protein of 332 amino acids.
AACUUUUAAAAAAGUGGAGUUUUUACUCUAUAAAUAUCCAAACACUGCCUUAUAUUUUGGCGCUUAAAUUUCCAAAUUCAGUUAAUACACACACACUGAAAAUGAAUUUUCAAGAAUCCCAAAACUACCCUUCAAUCUCCGUUGAUGCUUCCUUCGCCAUGCUCCGCCUUAGCUCCGCCACUAACGCCACCUCCGGCCAACUCUCCGACGACCAAUGCCAUUCUUGUGGGUCCCACAAAAAAUCAACCAAAAAAUUCUCCGCUGCCGCCGUGAAGUCGGAGAUGGCUGAUCUGGUACCGGAGAAAAAUACCCUUUACGGAGGAGGUUCCAAUAAGGUGAAAAGAUACUCAAAUUGUCGAUUCUCUUCGUCUUUAGAAGAGCCAUUUCCUAAAAGAACCGCCACCCUCUACGGCGGCGCCACCGCCGGAGAACCCAUCUCCAGCAAGAACAACCACCGUGGAGUUCUACCAGUCAUUUCCAAAAAUGAUCAUUUUCAAGGUUUCAUGAAUAUCCCACUUCUUGAAUCUCCUGUGACUCCAUCUCCGGCGGCGAAGCCGCCAUUACCGCCACCUCUUUAUCGGACUAUCUCCGAUCCUACUGGCUCUUCUUCUUACCCUAGAAGAAAAUCCAAGAAUGGACAAUCUAGUACUACAAUGAGUACACUUGCAAGAACAGCUAGCUGGUCCCCAAAUGAGUACAAUUUCAAGAAUGGAGAGUCUUCUACUACAAUGAAAUCCGCAAAUCAGUGUGCUCUUGCAAGAACAGCUAGUUGUUCACCUAAUACUCAAGAUUUAGGUGGAGUUGUUAACAAUGGAGAAUCUCCUACUGCAAUGAGGCUGAAGAGAAUGAGGGAUGGAAUGAGAGAAAUGAGACAAUGGUGUGAUCUUAUGAUUCAAGAAGAAGAAACCUCCCAUGAAGAAAACAAGACUGUUAAGGAUGAUGAGGCAGAUACUGGAGGAGGAGAACCAUUUUGUGAGGAGGCAGUGUGGGUUGAAAGAAUGGGUAGCUGUCUGAUUCUUCAUUUCAAGUGUCCCUGUGGUAAAGGCUAUCAGAUUUUACUAUGUGGAAAUAACUGCUACUAUAAACUCACCAAUUUCUGAUAACCUCGUUGGUUCACUCAACAUGAUAUGAGAUACUAUCUGUUAAUAGAGGACUAAUUGGAUUAGUGUCACUAAUCACAGUAGAAUUCAGUAUAGUUUAGUUGCAUUCUUUCUUUUUAGUUGGUUUUUAGUCAAAGCUGUGUACUACUUGUCUCAUUCCUUCUAUAUUUGUGAAUUCAGCGUUGUGGUGUGGAUUUGUGUAAAUUUGUUUCAUUCCCUUAGAUUUGUGAAUUUGGGAUUUGUAGAUAUGUUUGCAUGUAAUGAUGGAACUCCUUAUGCUUUGCCAAGCUGUCUUUACAAGUUUGAAAUAGAAUGUAGUUAGUAGAAUUUCACACAGAGUGUAGUAUAUUUUGGAGAUGUAUCAUUAUUAUGCAGUCUCACCAAAAGUUUUGUCCAAGAACUUAUGCAAUAUCAAGCAUUUAUAUGUAUGGGACUUCCAAAAGUGGCUCAAAUUAAGUGUCAAAUAUGUAUGGGACUUUCAAAAGUGGCUCAAAUUAAGUGUCAAAAUUAAGCGAGUCUUGUUUAUGCAAUCCGCCCUCUUGAGUUAACGGCUUGUUGAACUGCAUUACUUGAACCGAGAGUGUUGGAGAAACAGCCUCUCUGACUCAUGAGGUAGGAGUAAGGUCUGCAGACCCCCCACGAACCCCAACUUACAAGAUUAAAAUAGGUUUGUUGCCGUUGGCAUGUUGAACUGAGUUGAACCAAAUUGAUCGUUCAAAAUAUUGGACCAAGACUUGCUGAAAGAUGGCUACAACAACAUACCUAGUAAAAUCACAUAAGUGAGAUCUAGAAGGGUAAAGUAUACGCAGACCUUACCACAACCUUGGGGUGGUAGAGAGCUAUUUUCGAAAGACCCUAGACUCAAGUGUAGCUAAUCCAAGUAUAAAAAAGAACCUAGUGUAGAUAAUAUGGCAACACGAGGCAGUGCAGAAUCUAUCAUAAAAAACAACUCAACUACAGGGUAGUGUAAUAAUCAAUCAAAACACAAUAAACGACAACAAAGACAAAUAUCCACGGCUAAUCCCUACACUACCACACUACGACUAAUGCACGACAAUACUCCUACCCGAUUAACCUUCUACCUUAAUGCACGUCCUCCAAAUCCCUUCAUGGGACCACCAAUUUUUGAAAAUGCAGAAUUCAAAACACUUACAAACUCUGUUUCCAAAUGAA